Molecule: messenger RNA, 1199 nt
Organism: Quercus lobata
Lineage: Eukaryota; Viridiplantae; Streptophyta; Magnoliopsida; Fagales; Fagaceae
Product: anther-specific proline-rich protein APG-like
Exons: 1
Coding region: 461-916 (151 amino acids)
Source: RefSeq, a predicted model, not a curated record
UAUAAAAUAACUUGCGGGUAAUACUUGUUCCACCUAGUUUUACACACAUUUGGUUUUAGUUCAAAAAUGGAAUGUACAACCAUGCGUAAGAGUUUGUGUGUAAUAAAAGCAACCAAGUAUAAAUUUGGGCAAAGCAAGGGUCAUACUAGUAUACAAUCUAACACAUCCCAAAGUCCCAAUUCUUGGAACAAUCAAAUUCAAAGAUCAAUCCCAAGUAUGCACGCCAGAUUCAAUGCCAAGUGUACCCUUAGUGGUGGAGCACAACCUUCAAACUCCAAUAAACCUCAACCAGCUCUAACUCCCUCAGUCAAUUCACAAAGAAGAACCCACGUCUAUGGUUGACAAUUCCCUACGUUAAACUCUUCCCUUUCUAUUUAUACUAACCCUCCAUUCUCUUUUCUUUCUCAGACUCACAAAAGCCUCGAACUUUUCUCUCUCUCUCUCUGUGAGGCUGUGAGCAAUGGCGCACCUAAGCUUUGUGGUUUUGGUGUUGGCAUUGUCUCUUGGCUCCACUUUGGCAAACUCUCCAGCUCCCUCUCCAUCAUUGUCUCCUGCUAAGCCACCAACUGCGCCUCAUUCUGCACCAACUCCACCACCAACUGCGCCUCAUUCUGCUCCAACUCCGCCACCAGCUGCGCCUCAUACUUCUCCAACUCUGUCUCCAAAAGCAUCGCCACCGGCCCAAUCGCCGUCUCCAAAGGCCACUCCUCCGCCACCUCCACACCCUCACUCUCCUUCUCCUUCUCCUGCAAAACCUUCUGCUCCGUCACCGGCCAGUGCCACUCCUCCCUCAUCGAUCGCAACUCCACCAGCUAAUGCGUCUGCUCCAUCUUCACAUAACGCUGCUGUUUCGAACAGAUUUGCCGUCUCUGGGUCCCUGGCUGUCGGUCUCCUCGCUGCUGUUUUGGUCAUUUAGAGCCUUUUGAUUGCUCUUGCGCUGCACUGAGUGAAGUCAAGUAGUCAACUACUCUCGUGGUUUUUUUUCUUUUCUUAUUGCUUAUUUCCAUGUAUUUAUUUACCUACUGUACCAUUUAUUUUUUCUUCUCUCGUUGAGGCUGUUUAUUGUUGUCAUAUCUCAUCGACUGGCAUGAGUUUAUUGCUACUGUUGUUUUAAUUCUUCUGUAGAUAAUUUGAUUAUAUGAUGUCUUGGUUUAAUAUCCUUUCGUCGUGAUCAUAUUUUUAUCAGUAUAUGGACUGAU